UGUCUGCUGGUAACUGAAGAACUGUAGCCACGAUCAGUUGCAGACGGUCAGUCGUGCGAGACAGUUGAGUGCGCGGCGGUGUGAAAAUUGCCAACAACGAAAGCUCGAGCAAACUACUACUACUACUACAAAAAAAAAGAACCUACACAAUUACAGCAAAAGCAAUAAACUAAAAUACGUUAAAAAUAUAAAAACAACAACAACAACUCCCCCAUACAGCGAGAAACAGAGCAGCGUAUCCCAAAAACAAAAAAAAAACAUGAAGUUCGUUAUAUUGCUGUGCGUGCUAAGUGCGCUGCUGUUGCAAAUUGAGGCAUCGCCUCUGCAGCUGCUCGCGCGCAGCGAGCGGGCGGUGGCGCGUCAGCAAGCGGUCAACAACGAUGUGGCACCAGCGGCGGCGCCAGCCGAUGACGAUGAUGAUGAUGACGACGAAGACGAUGAUGAUGAUGAGCCAGAUCUAGGAGAUUUGGUAGAUGAUGAUGAUGAUGACGAAGACGAUGAUGAGGACGACGAUGAUGAAGAGGACGACACGCCACAGGGACAAGCUGCGCCUGCGCCCGCCGCUGCCAGCGAUGAUGAUGAGGAGGAAGACGAUGACGAUGAUGACUAUCUGGACAGACUGUUUGACGACAUUCUGGGCGAUGAAGAUGAUGAGGAUGAUGAUGAUGAUGCCUCGCCCGCUGCCAGCGCUGCCAGCAGUCCCGUUGCUGCUGCGCCCGCUCAGGCUAUUGAAGAGAUUGCGCCCGCUGCCAGCAGCGGCUUGACCACCGGCAUUUCCGAUGGCGUCGAUCUGCCCGCCGAGAGCGGCAAUGCCAUUGAGCCUGCAGCCAGCGGCAACACCGCCGAGGAGCUUGCUGCUGCUGCCGCGCCAGCAAUCAGCACCAACAGCGUCAACAACAACAACAACAACGAAGGUGAACUAAAUGUUUUUUACGAUGAAGAUGCACUUGUAGAUGGUAGUAGUGGUAGCACCCCUAGUUUAAGUAGCACCAAUGCAAAUGACCAACAAAAACAAAACAUACAGCAACAAGUACAACAACAAAUACAGCAACAACAACAACAAUCACAACAACAAGCGACACAUCAAACAAUAACAAGCCAUAAUCAAGCAUCAUCACAACAGCAUACAACAGCAACUGCAACUGCAACUGCAACAGCAACUGCAACAGCAACUAAAAACACGCUAAUUAACAACAAUCAUAAUAAUAACAAUUUAGUUGUCAAUGCCGUUGCGGCGAAGCCAGCAACAACACUAACAGCAACAGCAGCCAAGCCAGUUGCUGCUGGUGUUGGUGGAGUCGCCGCUUCGGCUGACGACGAGGACACGGACGACGAUGACGAUGACUAUGAUAUUGAUGAUGGAGUCGAUGAAAUUACAGGUGCACUCGCUGGCGAUGACGAGGAGGGCGACGAUGAUGAUGAUGAGGACGAUGAUGAUGAGGAUAUCGAUAUCGGUGAUGACGUCAUCGAGGCAAGACGCGAAGCACGUGAUCUGAAGAACAACGUCAUCGACAUGUCCACGGAUGUGUUCCAAGCGCGUCACAAUCACUUCAUCGAUGCCAUUUUCUCGCGCAUUAAUAAAAUCGUCGCCGACAAUUAUGAUCCGUUUGUGGUGCGUCUGGCGGGACGUUCGGCCGCUGCAGCAACAGCCACGCCCAGCUACGGAAACGCUGUGAAGACCACAACAAAGACCAAGAAGGGCAAUGCCAAUCACAAGGGCACAACGCACAAGAAGCUCAAAAACACGCGCUCCGAGCCGCGUGCUGCCAGCACCAGCAGCAGCACAGAGUCUGUUAAAUUGCAAGAGCAAUUGACGCAAUUACAGAGCGAGCUGGGACUCAAAGCAAUGGAGCCGGUUGAACAGGGCGCAGCAUCCGCUGCGGCAGGCAAGGCGGAAACACGCACCGUGUUCGCUGGCGAGUCGAAUGGCAAGGCCGCCAACGCCAAGAAGACAGCAACAACAACAACAACGUCAGCAGGGGCAGGGGCGUCGGGUCACAAGCACAACACGAAAAAGGCAGCAGCCAAUGGAGCCAGCUACAAUCAGCCGCCAGUGGGCGCGAGCAAGGCGGAAGUGGAGAAGCUGCAAAAGGCCGAGGGCAGCCUGUCGGGGCUGGCGACGCUGAAGCGCGUGGGCAAUGUGAAGGUGAUCAGCGAUGCGGAAGGACGCAAUUCGACCAUUAAGGCCAAAUUCACGCUCGGACCGCUGAUGUUGCGCGUCGAGAAGUCCUUCAAGCGCGGCAGCGUGCGCAGCGUGAAAAGCGCCACGGCACGCACCAACGAAAUGAUCGGACGCAUCAAGUUCAGUGUGCUGGACGAUCGGGCUACGCUCAUGUCCAUCAAGGUGCAGCAGCCCAAGCAGGUCGAGGUGGAGAGCAAGGACAAUCACGACCGCACACGCGAGUUCGUCUGGCGUCGCACGCCCAAGAUUGCCAAAUUGGUCAAUGAGAAGCUCAAAUUGGCAGCCGAGUCGCUCUUCGCGCCACAGGGCGUGGAGGUGGUGCGUCUUUAAAGCAAACUAAAUUUAGUCGCUACUA
This is a messenger RNA of Drosophila busckii, 2537 nucleotides long. It is a transcript of the gene ect, whose product is annotated as dentin sialophosphoprotein. Bases 260 to 2512 code for a protein of 750 amino acids. NCBI's taxonomy places the organism in Eukaryota, Metazoa, Arthropoda, Insecta, Diptera, Drosophilidae. The transcript has 7 exons. The record is from RefSeq and is a predicted model, not a curated record.